UUUUACCAAACCCAUGACAGGCAAAAGUCAAUACAAAAACGUAUGAUGUGAUGUGAACAUCUAUGAAAUAAAAUACAAACAAAUUAUUUAAUAAAAAAAUACAAAAUUCUCCGUAUAGCACUGAAAAAUUAGAAAAUUCUUGAAAAAAAAUUGUAAAAUGUAUAAUGGCUUGUGAAGUAUGUGAGCACUGCCAGAGUCCCCUUUGCAGGGAAGAGAGGAUGGUCAUACGUGAAGGAUACAGCUACCACAAGAAGUGCCAUAAAUGCUAUGUGUGCAGUGAGACUGACCUGUCCAACGCAGAAGUAUUUAAAGGUGUUAUAUUCUGCUACGACUGUGCGCAGAGGAUCUUCCAGGGGUGCUCCACUGCUCGUAAGACUAAAACCACGCAUGGUGGUAGGGGGAGAAGAACCACGUCUAAAUCCAAAAGACGAGACAGAAUAAAAGCCCAGGAGAGGAGACUAGAUGGGAGCAGAGAUGGAGUCAUCGAACUAGCUCGACUUGCUGGUUCCAUCACCACCUUGUCUGAUGAUGUAGAGGAGAAAAAAUCUAAGAAGACCAGCCAAGCCGCGAUGACCAUGGAUCCUUUAUAUGGUGAAAGAAAAGUACAUGAAGAGAACUGUUUCUGUGUGCAGCCAGUUGUCCCAUGUCCAAUGCAGAAGUGUAGUACAGAAAUGGGAACCACUACAGAUGUCACCCAAGAGUUGUUAAGGCAGCUCAACUGUGCUGUUCCCAACUGCACGGCUAAACCCAUAACUCCACCGAAACGACAUCAUCGUAGGAGAAAGGAGCACUAUGAACCUGCUAAAACCCAACCCAUUUGCAGUGAUCUUCGUAUAGCUGAGCUUGGGAUCUCAACAGAAAUAGCAAAUAUGGCGUUACGCAAGAAUUCUGAAGUCCCUGUAAUUAUUAGAUCCAACUCUAGGCUAAAAGGACGGUCUCGUAGUCUCGCCGUACUGAAUCAGGAAUCAGAUGUCAUCAUACGUCAUCAUACACAAGAUGAUUCCGACUGGACCGAUCCACCUUAUAGUACUGCGGACGACUCGGUAGCCACAAAAAUCAUGGACAGGCGGCUACGCAGCUUAAUAAAACUGCCAUUGAAGUUUUUCAAAAAUAAUAUCCUGACACGCAGCUCACGAAUCAGUAUUCCAAUCAGUACUGAUCAUUGCAAAAAUAACAAUCUUCGCAGGCGACUAAAACAAAUAAUGUAUGAAGAAGUUACUGAACAUCAAAACCGUGGACUCAAAAGAUUAUAUUCGACUAUUAACAGAAGGAAAACGCCAUAUAAACUUGGAUGGAUCGAUUUAGUUGCAAAAGUAUCAAAAAUUGCAAGAGAUGAAAAAGCUACUAACAGUGUAUGUGUCUGUUCGAAACAAUACGGAUGUAAACACUUCAGGAAUUCUCACAGCUACCGCUGCAUGAGAGCUCAGGUUAUGAAGUUAGCUGGACCUACUCGCAGCCAGUUGGCCUGCUACAGGAAAAAAAUAAAAGGAAUCAUGGCGCUACAGUUUUUGAGAAACAUUCUUAUGAGUAAUAAAGAUUAUCCCGCCAUCAAGUAUUCUCAAGCAUGCGGCAGAUCGGACAUAGAGAAAAAGAGUAAAUAGAUAAUUACAAAAAAAAAUCUUUGAAUAAAAAGAGUGAAUUUUUAUGUCAAUUGUUUUUUUAAAUAAAUUGAUAUGCUCUAAAUAUGUUAUAA
Molecule: messenger RNA, 1693 nt
Organism: Spodoptera frugiperda (fall armyworm)
Lineage: Eukaryota; Metazoa; Arthropoda; Insecta; Lepidoptera; Noctuidae
Exons: 21
Coding region: 165-1601 (478 amino acids)
Source: RefSeq, a predicted model, not a curated record